Penicillium roqueforti is the source of this 1137-nucleotide messenger RNA. RefSeq lists its product as uncharacterized. The record is from RefSeq and is a predicted model, not a curated record. Gene Ontology annotation, biological process: retrograde vesicle-mediated transport, Golgi to endoplasmic reticulum. The transcript is spliced from 3 exons. Lineage: Eukaryota; Fungi; Ascomycota; Eurotiomycetes; Eurotiales; Aspergillaceae. Gene Ontology annotation, cellular component: endoplasmic reticulum; SNARE complex. The coding region runs from base 1 to 1137 and encodes 378 amino acids.
AUGACCGACCUAACACCAACUCUCAACAAGCUGCUAUCAAAGCAAAGCUCACCACUCCCACAAACCAAACCCUGCACAGAAACCGCCGACGAGUUCCUAAAGGAGGCAUACCGAAUUAACUCCCACAUCCACUCUCUCCUCCAAUACCUCCAAUCAAUCCGCCACGCCUACCUCUCAACAACACAACCACACCGCCGCAACCCAACCCCAAACACCAACCCUAAAAAUGCAACCCCAACCCCCUCAACAAACCUCACAGAUCCCGAACGUGACGCAGUCGACACAUCAACAGCCCUCCUCCUCCGCGACCUAGCAACCUCAAUCGCAAACCUCUCCUCCGCCGAAACCCUCCGCCAAGAAACCUCACAGACCCUCCUGCACAAGAAAUACGGACACUCGGCCGCCGGCGCACUCCUCUGGCGCUGGGCCGGGGGAAGCGGCGCGCUAGACAGCGCCAGCGACGAGGGCAAGUCCGCCGAGCAGGUGCGUGCCGAGGAGAGCGCGCGGUCGAUAGCGACGAUCCGCGAGAGCGUGCUUUGGUUCCUGCGGCGCGGGCUGGAGUGCGCUGUCGGUGUGCAGCGGCGGAUGGUCGAGAAGAGGAUUGAGAGGGUGCGGGAGAAGGAGAAGAGCGUGCUUUACAAGGUUGGUGCGGGUGGGGUUAGGAAGGGGUCUGUUUCUGGUUCUAUGGAUAGGGCUGGGGCUGGAGCUGGGGCUGGGGCUGGAGGUCGGGGCGCGGGUUCGUUCGAUCCUAUGUCCCAGGCGCCUGAUGCGGCGGUUCUGAGUGAGGCCGACACGGCGCGGAUCGAGGCGCAGCUUUCGCCGGAGCAGUUGCAGCUUUUUGCGGAGGAGAAUGAUUCUAUGCUUAAGCAUUAUGAGGAUACGUUGGGGAAGGUUCAAAACGCUGAGAAAUCUCUCCUGGAGAUCUCCUCUUUGCAGGAAACGCUUGUCUCGCAUCUUGCUACACAGGAGGAGCAUAUUUCCCAGCUUGUCGCGGACGUGGAUACGACGCAUACGAAUGUCGGGCAGGGAAAUCGGGAGUUGAAGCGUGCUACCGAGCGACGGAGUACGGCUCAGGCUGUUUUCUGGGGUACUGUCGGGCUGUGUACCUGGCUUGUGGUCUGGGAUUUGGUCUUCUAG